GCUGGCCAUGCUCCGCCGGAAGGCGCCUUGUUCUCCAAGACGGUGAGUUGAAACGCUGACUGGGAAGGAAGCACCAGGACUUGUUCAGUUUUCGGCGGACACAACAUCUUUGUUUGUAUGUGGUGCUGAGGAUCGAACCCGGGCCGCACUCAUGCCAGGCGAGCGCGCUACCGCUUGAGCCACAUCCCCAGCCCCAGACUGAACCAGUAGAAGCAGACGUUUGGCCCAAAAAUUGGGAGUUCCAUCAUCUUCCUCAGAAGACCUAGCCAUCUUGCUCCAUGAAGGUCAGGACAAUCUGACAUGCACUUGUUUCUUGCCUCUUUACUUGAAGAGUAGUAGUCUCUUCCAUUGUGUACAUUUUUUUCUUAAUAGGGGAGGGGAGGGGAGAACCAAUACCCCCCCUCCCCUUCCCUCCUUAGCCUGUGAGGAAAUACCCUCCAUUAUUUUCCUAAGAUGGCAGACCCCAUCAUGGAUCUGUUUGAUGACCCAAAUUUAUUUGGCCUGGACUCUCUGACUGAUGACAGCUUUAACCAGGUCACCCAAGACCCCAUUGAAGAAGCCCUUGGACUGCCAAGCUCUUUGGACUCCUUGGAUCAAAUGAACCAGGAUGGUGGAGGUGGUGAUGUGGGGAGUUCAUCAGCAAGUGACCUGGUCUCCGCACCAGAGGAAACAGCCCCCACAGAACUUCCCAAAGAAUCCACAGCUCCAGCUCCAGAAUCCUUAACCUUGCAUGAUUAUACCACUCAGCCCACCAGCCAGGAGCAGCCAGCCCAACCUGUCUUACAGACAUCAACGUCAACAUCUGGACUUUUGCAGGUCUCCAAGAACCAGGAGAUCCUGAGCCAAGGGAAUCCUUUCAUGGGUGUCUCUGCCACAGCUGUCUCCUCCAGUAGUGCUGGAGGACAACCACCUCAGUCAGCCCCUAAGAUUGUUAUCCUUAAGGCCCCACCAAGUUCCUCAGUCACUGGUGCCCAUGUGGCACAAAUUCAGGCUCAAGGUAUCACCAGCACAGCUCAGCCACUCGUGGCUGGCACAGCCAAUGGUGGAAAAGUCACUUUUACCAAAGUGCUAACCGGCACGCCCCUUCGACCAGGUGUUUCCAUUGUCUCUGGUAAUACAGUGUUGGCCGCCAAGGUCCCUGGGAACCAGGCUGCUGUUCAGCGCAUUGUCCAGCCCAGCCGACCAGUAAAACAGCUGGUCCUCCAGCCAGUUAAGGGUUCAGCUCCUGCUGGAAACCCUGGGGCCACAGGGCCCCCACUGAAGCCUGCAGUUACACUGACCUCUACACCUACCCAGGGUGAAUCGAAACGCAUCACCCUGGUCCUCCAGCAGCCACAAUCUGGAGGUCCCCAAGGACAUCGGCAUGUUGUGCUAGGGAGUCUACCAGGCAAGAUAGUGUUACAGGGCAAUCAGCUGGCAGCCCUGACUCAAGCCAAGAAUGCCCAGGGGCAACCUGCCAAAGUAGUCACUAUCCAGCUGCAGGUGCAGCAGCCACAGCAGAAAAUCCAGAUUGUACCACAGCCUCCAUCAUCCCAGCCCCAGCCCCAGCAGCCACCCUCAGCCCAGCCAUUGACUCUCUCCUCUGUGCAGCAGGCUCAGAUAAUGGGACCAGGACAAAGCCCAGGACAAAGACUUUCAGUACCACUCAAAAUGGUGCUGCAGCCACAGGCUGGCUCUUCCCAAGGGGCCUCCUCUGGGCUCUCUGUAGUUAAAGUUCUAAGUGCCAGUGAAGUGGCAGCUCUAUCAUCACCAGCAAGCUCUGCUCCUCAUGCUGGGGGAAAGACAGGAAUGGAGGAAAACCGCAGACUGGAACACCAGAAGAAGCAAGAGAAAGCAAAUCGGAUUGUAGCAGAGGCCAUUGCUAGGGCCCGUGCCCGAGGUGAACAGAACAUACCUAGAGUCCUGAAUGAGGAUGAGUUGCCCAGUGUUCGACCAGAAGAGGAAGGUGAGAAGAAACGCAGAAAGAAGAGCAGUGGAGAGAGAUUGAAGGAGGAAAAGCCAAAGAAGAGCAAAGCAUCUGGUACCUCCAAAACUAAGGGCAAGAGUAAGCUAAACACCAUCACUCCUGUAGUGGGUAAGAAGAGAAAACGUAAUACCUCAUCUGAUAAUUCAGAUGUGGAAGUCAUGCCUGCACAGUCACCCCGGGAAGAUGAAGAAAGCAGCAUUCAGAAGAGACGGUCAAACCGUCAAGUGAAGCGAAAAAAAUAUACAGAAGACCUUGACAUAAAGAUCACAGAUGAUGAAGAAGAAGAAGAGGUGGAUGUAACUGGUCCAAUAAAACCUGAACCCAUCCUCCCUGAACCUGUGCAAGAACCAGAUGGGGAGACUUUGCCUUCCAUGCAGUUCUUUGUGGAGAAUCCCAGUGAAGAAGAUGCAGCUAUUGUAGACAAAGUACUUUCUAUGCGUGUUGUAAAGAAAGAGCUUCCCUCUGGACAAUAUACAGAAGCAGAAGAAUUCUUUGUCAAGUAUAAGAACUACUCCUAUCUACACUGUGAAUGGGCUACUAUCUCCCAACUAGAAAAGGAUAAGAGGAUCCAUCAAAAACUAAAGCGCUUCAAAACCAAAAUGGCUCAAAUGAGACACUUCUUCCAUGAGGAUGAAGAGCCCUUCAAUCCAGACUAUGUAGAAGUGGAUAGGAUAUUGGAUGAAUCUCACAGUAUUGACAAGGAUAAUGGCGAGCCUGUAAUUUACUACCUGGUGAAAUGGUGCUCUUUGCCCUAUGAGGAUAGUACAUGGGAGCUAAAAGAAGAUGUUGAUGAAGGCAAGAUUCGAGAAUUUAAGCGGAUCCAGUCAAGGCACCCAGAACUCAAAAGGGUGAAUCGUCCACAGGCAAAUGCCUGGAAGAAAUUGGAGCUGUCACAUGAAUAUAAAAACAGAAAUCAGUUACGGGAAUAUCAGUUGGAAGGGGUCAAUUGGCUGCUCUUUAAUUGGUAUAACAGGCAAAACUGCAUCCUGGCUGAUGAAAUGGGAUUAGGCAAAACUAUUCAGUCCAUAGCCUUCUUGCAAGAGGUAUACAAUGUUGGCAUUCAUGGCCCCUUCUUGGUCAUUGCUCCAUUAUCAACAAUUACUAACUGGGAGCGAGAAUUCAAUACAUGGACUGAGAUGAACACUAUUGUAUACCAUGGUAGCCUGGCAAGCCGGCAGAUGAUUCAGCAAUAUGAAAUGUACUGCAAAGAUUCACGGGGGCGCCUCAUCCCAGGUGCCUACAAGUUUGAUGCCUUGAUCACUACUUUUGAGAUGAUUUUGUCAGACUGUCCUGAGCUUCGUGAAAUUGAAUGGCGUUGUGUCAUCAUUGAUGAGGCCCAUCGGCUAAAGAACCGUAAUUGCAAGCUACUUGAUAGCCUCAAGCACAUGGACCUGGAACACAAAGUGCUACUCACAGGAACCCCAUUGCAAAAUACUGUGGAGGAACUAUUCAGCUUGCUUCAUUUCUUGGAACCUUCACAAUUUCCCUCGGAAUCAGAAUUCCUCAAGGACUUUGGGGAUCUCAAGACAGAGGAACAGGUUCAAAAGCUACAGGCCAUUCUUAAGCCAAUGAUGCUGAGAAGACUCAAAGAGGAUGUUGAAAAAAACUUGGCUCCUAAACAGGAAACUAUUAUUGAAGUAGAGCUGACUAACAUUCAGAAGAAAUACUAUCGGGCUAUUCUGGAAAAGAAUUUCUCCUUUCUUUCCAAAGGAGCAGGUCAUACCAACAUGCCUAAUCUACUCAAUACAAUGAUGGAGUUGCGCAAGUGCUGCAAUCAUCCAUAUCUCAUCAAUGGUGCAGAAGAAAAAAUCCUAACGGAAUUUCGGGAAGCUUGCCAUAUUAUACCUCAUGACUUCCACCUGCAGGCCAUGGUUCGUUCAGCUGGCAAAUUAGUUCUUAUUGAUAAGUUACUUCCAAAGCUUAAAGCUGGUGGCCAUAAAGUUCUGAUCUUCUCCCAGAUGGUACGCUGCCUAGAUAUCCUAGAGGAUUAUCUAAUCCAGAGGAGGUACUUAUAUGAACGUAUUGAUGGAAGAGUUAGAGGCAACCUCCGACAGGCUGCUAUUGACCGCUUUAGCAAGCCUGACUCAGACCGCUUUGUCUUCUUGCUGUGCACUCGAGCUGGUGGACUUGGUAUUAAUCUUACAGCUGCAGAUACCUGCAUAAUUUUUGAUUCAGAUUGGAAUCCCCAAAAUGACCUACAGGCCCAGGCACGGUGUCAUCGAAUUGGGCAAAGCAAAGCGGUGAAGGUGUACCGUCUCAUCACUCGUAAUUCCUAUGAAAGGGAGAUGUUUGAUAAGGCUAGCCUCAAGUUGGGAUUGGAUAAAGCUGUACUUCAGUCUAUGAGCGGUCGGGAUGGCAACAUUACAGGAAUCCAGCAAUUCUCCAAGAAGGAGAUUGAAGAUCUCUUAAGAAAAGGAGCUUAUGCAGCUAUAAUGGAGGAAGAUGAUGAGGGCUCCAAAUUUUGUGAAGAGGAUAUAGACCAGAUCUUGUUAAGGCGAACGACAACCAUUACCAUUGAAUCUGAAGGAAAAGGUUCUACCUUUGCCAAGGCAAGCUUUGUUGCUUCUGAAAAUAGAACAGAUAUUUCUCUGGAUGAUCCCAACUUUUGGCAAAAAUGGGCCAAAAAGGCUGACUUAGACAUGGAUGUGCUCAAUAGCAAGAAUAACUUGGUGAUUGACACACCUAGAGUACGGAAACAGACCCGCCACUUCAGCACUCUGAAAGAUGAUGACCUAGUAGAAUUCUCUGAUUUGGAAAGUGAGGAUGAUGAACGACCACGCUCCCGUAGACAUGACCGCCAUCAUGCCUAUGGGCGCACUGACUGCUUUCGGGUAGAAAAGCACCUGUUGGUAUAUGGUUGGGGACGGUGGCGAGAUAUUUUGUCUCAUGGACGCUUCAAACGACGUAUGACUGAACGAGAUGUGGAGACAAUAUGUCGUGCCAUCCUUGUGUACUGUCUGCUACACUACCGUGGGGAUGAAAAUAUCAAAGGCUUCAUUUGGGACUUGAUUAGCCCUGCUGAAAAUGGCAAGACAAAAGAAUUGCAGAAUCAUUCAGUCUUCAAUGUCUCCCCUUUCCCAGGUCUAUCUAUCCCUGUGCCCCGUGGACGCAAGGGGAAAAAAGUAAAGUCACAAAGUACUUUUGAUAUACAUAAGGCAGAUUGGAUCCGGAAGUAUAACCCUGAUACUCUGUUCCAAGAUGAGAGUUAUAAGAAGCACUUGAAACAUCAGUGUAACAAGGUACUUUUGCGAGUACGAAUGUUAUACUACCUAAGACAGGAGGUUAUUGGAGACCAGGCAGAGAAGGUGUUAGGGGGUGCCAUUGCCAGUGAGAUUGACAUAUGGUUCCCAGUACUGGAUCAAUUGGAGGUUCCAACAACAUGGUGGGACAGCGAAGCUGACAAAUCCCUACUUAUUGGAGUCUUUAAGCAUGGCUAUGAAAAAUAUAAUACUAUGAGGGCAGACCCAGCCUUAUGCUUUCUGGAAAAGGCUGGUCGACCAGAUGACAAAGCCAUUGCAGCAGAACAUCGAGUGUUGGAUAAUUUCUCUGACAUAGUAGAAGGGGUUGACUUUGAUAAGGAUUGUGAAGAUCCGGAAUAUAAACCACUCCAGGGCCCCCCAAAGGACCAAGAUGAUGAGGGUGAUCCCUUGAUGAUGAUGGAUGAAGAGAUCUCAGUGAUCGAUGGAGAUGAAGCCCAGGUGACUCAACAACCAGGACAUCUGUUUUGGCCUCCAGGGUCUGCCCUAACAGCUAGGCUUCGGCGCCUAGUAACAGCAUAUCAGCGCAGCUACAAAAGAGAACAAAUGAAAAUUGAGGCUGCAGAGCGUGGGGACCGGCGACGGAGGCGUUGUGAAGCAGCUUUUAAGCUAAAAGAAAUUGCACGGCGAGAGAAACAACAACGCUGGACAAGGCGUGAACAAACUGAUUUCUAUCGAGUAGUUUCUACUUUUGGUGUGGAAUAUGACCCUGAUGCUAUGCAGUUCCACUGGGAUCGCUUCCGCACUUUUGCUCGACUGGACAAAAAAACAGAUGAAAGCCUUACCAAGUAUUUCCAUGGUUUUGUGGCCAUGUGCCGUCAAGUAUGCCGCCUUCCCCCAGCAGCUGGAGAUGAACCCCCAGACCCAAAUCUGUUCAUUGAGCCCAUCACAGAGGAGAGGGCCUCGCGGACUCUGUACCGAAUCGAGUUGCUUCGGCGCUUAAGGGAACAAGUUCUAUGCCACCCGCUUUUGGAAGAUAGACUGGCAUUGUGUCAGCCUCCAGGUCCUGAAUUGCCCAAAUGGUGGGAACCUAUUCGUCAUGAUGGAGAGCUUCUACGAGGGGCAGCCCGCCAUGGGGUGAGCCAAACAGACUGCAACAUCAUGCAGGACCCAGACUUCUCUUUUCUGGCUGCCCGUAUGAAUUAUAUGCAGAACCAUCAGGCAGGAGCACCAGCUGCAUCCCUAUCACGCUGCUCUACUCCACUGCUACACCAACAGUAUACCUCGCGCACUGCCUCACCAUUGCCUCUGCGCCCAGAUGCUCCUGUUGAAAAGUCACCAGAGGAGACAGCUGCCCAGGUCCCCAGUCUGGAGAGUCUGACUUUAAAACUAGAGCAUGAGGUGGUGGCCAGGAGCCGACCAAUCCCACAAGACUAUGAGAUGCGAGUAACCCCCUCUGACACUUCCCCUCUGGUGUCCCGGAGUGUCCCACCAGUCAAACUGGAGGAUGAGGAUGAUUCAGACUCUGAAUUGGACUUGAGCAAGCUUUCACCAUCAUCCUCUUCUUCCUCAUCCUCAUCCAGCUCCAGCUCCAGCACUGAUGAGAGUGAGGACGAGAAGGAAGAGAAGCUAACUGCUGACCGGUCCCACCCCAAACUCUAUGAUGAAGAGAGUCUCCUGUCCCUCACUAUGUCCCAAGAUGGAUUUCCAAAUGAAGAUGGAGAACAAAUGACACCUGAGCUUCUGCUACUACAGGAAAGGCAAAGAGCUUCUGAGUGGCCCAAGGAUCGUGUCUUGAUAAACAGAAUUGACCUCGUCUGCCAGGCUAUACUCUCAGGGAAAUGGCCUUCUAACCGCAGGACCCAAGAAAUGAUAACAGGAGGAAUUUUGGGGCCAGGCAACCACUUACUAGACAGUCCCUCAUUGACUCCAGGAGAAUAUGGUGACUCUCCUGUCCCCACACCACGAAGUAGCAGUGCAGCUUCCAUGGCAGAGGAAGAAGCAUCUGCAGUCACCACAGCAGCAGCUCAGUUCACCAAACUUCGUCGAGGCAUGGAUGAAAAAGAGUUUACAGUUCAGAUCAAAGAUGAGGAAGGAUUGAAGUUAACAUUCCAGAAGCACAAAUUGAUGGCUAAUGGAGUAAUGGGAGAUGGACAUCCAUUGUUUCAUAAGAAGAAGGGAAACAGAAAGAAGCUAGUAGAGCUGGAGGUGGAGUGCAUGGAAGAGCCUAAUCACCUUGAUGUGGACCUGGAGACCCGGAUCCCUGUCAUCAAUAAGGUGGAUGGUACUUUGCUGGUGGGUGAGGAUGCCCCUCGCCGGGCUGAACUGGAGAUGUGGUUACAGGGUCAUCCAGAAUUUGCUGUUGAUCCCCGAUUUCUAGCGUAUAUGGAGGAGCGCAGAAAACAGAAAUGGCAGAGAUGUAAAAAAAAUAACAAGGCAGAAUUGAACUGUUUGAGUAUGGAAUCAGUACAGACGGCUAACUCUAGGAAUGGAAAAAAGAGACAGAGUUUCACAUCGGGCAUGAUGUGCAUUCCAGCAACUCAGGAGGCUGAGGGUCACCACACUGAAACAGUGUUCAACCGGGUUUUGCCAGGGCCUAUUGCAUCAGAGAGCAGCAAGAAGCGGGCCCGUAGGACACGACCAGACCUUUCUAAGAUGAUGGCCCUGAUGCAGGGUGGAGGCACUGGGUCCCUAUCUCUGCAUAAUACCUUCCAACACAGCAGUAGUGGCCUACAGUCUGUGUCAUCUCUGGGUCACAGCAGUGCCACUUCUACAUCUUUGCCUUUUAUGCCGUUUGUAAUGGGUGGUGCAACAUCAUCCCCUCAUGUAGACUCCAGCACCAUACUUCAUCACCACCACCACCACCCCCACCCCCACCAUCACCACCAUCAUCAUCCAGGCUUGAGAGCCACUGGCUACCCCACUUCACCAGCGACUACCACCUCUGGUACUGCCUUGAGGUUGCCACCACUGCAACCUGAGGAUGACGACGAUGAGGAGGAUGAAGAUGAUGAUGAUUUAUCUCAGGGCUAUGAUAGCUCAGAAAGGGACUUUUCACUCAUUGAUGAUCCUAUGAUGCCAGCCAACUCAGACUCCAGCGAAGAUGCUGAUGAUUGAAGUCCCAGCAUGGUCCCCAUUGCUUGGGUGGCUGCUGUACUUUAAUUUACUCUGGCCCUUGGACUCAGUGGGAGGGGCAGGGGAGAUGUGGGGAAACCCAGGACUCCAGGAGGUGAAAAGGAAAAAGAAAACUUGUACCUGAUUGCUCCCAAUUUUGAGAGGAUUGGGUGGGCAGGGGAACUCCUUAAAUAAUACAUGACCACUUCCUCAUUUCUGGGGAAGGAAAGGAGACUUAGAGCAGCUGGUGCGCUCACCCCUUCCUAAGACACCUCCAUUAACCACAGACUAUGUAGCGCUGGCCCUAGCCUCUGGCAGAGCCUGUUCCUGGCCGAACUGUGGAUACAGCUGGAGGGUCAGGAACUGUUACCUUCCAUCCCCUUGGCAUUAAUAAAUUUAAGUUAAUCCUU
Molecule: messenger RNA, 8687 nt
Organism: Marmota monax (woodchuck)
Lineage: Eukaryota; Metazoa; Chordata; Mammalia; Rodentia; Sciuridae
Gene: Chd8
Product: chromodomain helicase DNA binding protein 8
Exons: 41
Coding region: 454-8280 (2608 amino acids)
Biological process (GO): chromatin remodeling
Molecular function (GO): protein binding; ATP binding; ATP-dependent chromatin remodeler activity
Source: RefSeq, a predicted model, not a curated record